Molecule: messenger RNA, 1530 nt
Organism: Aspergillus oryzae RIB40
Lineage: Eukaryota; Fungi; Ascomycota; Eurotiomycetes; Eurotiales; Aspergillaceae
Product: FAD-binding oxidoreductase
Exons: 4
Coding region: 1-1530 (509 amino acids)
Molecular function (GO): FAD binding
Source: RefSeq, a predicted model, not a curated record
AUGAAACUCUUCUAUCUCGCCGGACCUUUUAUCUGGUCUCUAGCAUCUGCUAGCUUGAGCCCUUCUCCUUCGACGACAGGUUCUUCGAUCAGCACGCCCAGCGGUAACGUGCAGAUUACCAAGAACGAGCAAUGCGCAUGCAGGAAACUCACCCAGUCCUUUGGACGCAGCGUGAUUCUGCCUGGUCAGAAAAACUAUACCCAACAAACUGUUGAUGACUACUGGGACAUUCGAGCCGUUCUUUCUCCGGCAUGUGUAUUCGUACCUGACACAGCCGAUGCAGUUGCCAGUGCUCUUCAGAUUUUCAGUGCAUGCAAUGCUCAGUUUGCAGUUCGUGGUGGCGGUCAUAUGAAUUACCCCGGUUCUAACAAUAUUGACGGUGGCGUUCUUGUUGCCUUAAGCGGGUUGGACUCUUACCAGGUUCACAAUGACACGAUUGACGUGGGCCCAGGUCUGACCUGGUAUGAUGUUUACAAGGCCCUUGCGCCCUAUGGGCGUGCUGCUAUUGGUGGGCGCUUGAAAACCAUCGGUGUCCCCGGUCUAGCAUUGAUCGGAGGUUUCCAUUAUUUUAACAACAAGUACGGUUAUGCCAUGGACAAUGUUGUCAGCUACGAUGUUGUUCUUGGGAAUGGCACUCAGGCUGUAGCCUCAAAUGUCUCGCACCCCGACCUGUUCUGGGCGUUGAAAGGUGGUGCCAACAACUAUGGAAUUGUUACCAAGUUUACCUUAAAUACCUUCGAUAUUCCUCAGAUUACCACCAGUAUUCAAGUGUUCAACGAGACCUAUUUUCCUUCCUUCUUUGAGGCUAUGUGCCACUCUGCCAGCGUGGACGAAAAAGACCCCAUUGCCGCUGGAAUGAUCGCUACUGUUGCAUACAAUGCGACUACCAAGGUUGCUUCUGCCUCACUCCUUGGUGUACAGGAAGGCGUCAGCAAUCCCCAGUCCCAAUUCGCCAACUUCACCAAGAUCCCUGCAACGCAGCGGAUUAACAACGUGACCACUCUAAGCCAAUGGGCCGAGACACUUGAUUCACCGAAGCAGAUGUUUCGUGUCAUGUUCUCCCACAAAACCAUGAAACCAGAUCCUGGCAUGCUCUAUUCCAUCUAUAAAGCUUGGAAGGCCGCUGUCGACGAUAUCUCCGAUGUUGAGGGCUUAUACCCAACUUUUGUACUCAAUGAGAUCACACCAAGCUCUCUCCGCGUCGCCCAGACCAAUGGAGUUGGUAACGUUUGGGGUCUUGAACCCGAGCCUCUUAUGAUUUGGCAAUUCAGCACUGGAUGGGCCAACGCCCAAGAUGACCUGCGCGUUGAGGCCUGGGCCCGUCAGCUGACAGAGCAUCUUCACUCUAUCAAUCGGGAAAAGGGCCUGGCCUCGGAGUUCAUCUACAUGGGCGAUGCUGGUGAGUGGCAGGACCCUUACGCGGGUUUCCCCUAUGAGAAUGUGCAGCGUAUGCGUGACAUUCGCGCUGCCUACGACCCCAAAGGGAUCUUCUCGACUCUCAACUGGGGUGGUUUCAAGCUGGGACUUUAA